AUGGAAGACUACCAAAUAAAAUUGAAAGAAUUUAUUGAAAACAAAAAACAUCUGGAUGAUGAACAAUUUACAGAUAUUGUAGAAUAUAUUUGUGAAAAUAUUGUAUCCCAUGAAUUAUUGGAUCUUGUUUUAAAAUACCUUGAAAUUUAUUCACAACAAAUUUCAUCUAUUCCAAAAAGGUUAUUUUUUCAUCUUGUUUCAAACACAGAAAAAGAAGCCUUACAUCCUUUAGUUUUAUUUUUGGCAUUACGACACAAUGGUAUUGACUAUAAUUUAAAUUUGGACAAUUUACCUGUAGAAAAAUGGACUUACCUUAUGUCAGCUUUUUAUCAAAGGAUCCCAGAAAUGUUAUUUGAUCCUGUGCUCACAAGAAAUAUGAAGGAUAAAAUAAAUGCUUAUAAAAUGUUGAUGGACAGUCCACAGUGGUUUAAUGAAAACAGAGAUAUUUUUAUAGGUCUACAUUUAAUUGAAUUUGGUAAGUUUAAAAUUAAAUCAAUGCUUUAUAGUUUUUAA
Molecule: messenger RNA, 513 nt
Organism: Macrosiphum euphorbiae (potato aphid)
Lineage: Eukaryota; Metazoa; Arthropoda; Insecta; Hemiptera; Aphididae
Source: the annotation of a GenBank genome assembly